This is a messenger RNA of Larimichthys crocea (large yellow croaker), 2333 nucleotides long. RefSeq names its product coiled-coil domain containing 117 (gene ccdc117). NCBI's taxonomy places the organism in Eukaryota, Metazoa, Chordata, Actinopteri, Sciaenidae. The record is from RefSeq and is a predicted model, not a curated record. The transcript has 5 exons. Bases 730 to 1578 code for a protein of 282 amino acids.
UCCGCUGCUAGACAGUUUAACUAGUUAAAAAAAUAUAUUUAGUGUUAACACUCAACGCUAUCUUCACUUGUUUAGCUUCUGUACGUCACUGGAGUGUUUUAACCACACAAAACAAGACGUUAUAGUGACGCGUUCGUGCACACUACAUUUCCCACAAUCCACCUAACGCACGUACGUAACGUACGCAACCUACGUACAUUCUGGAAGCUUGACGACGUCGUCUCUCAGAUUAGCUAGCUAACGACAGUUUAACCCAGCCUACCAUUCAAGCACUUUACACCACAUGGGCCUUUAUUUAUUUCUGCUGGCAGGUGAUGUUAUUACAAUAUUAAACCAGUCAGACUUGAACCUGCUCGCCCUGUUUGCUGUGUGCUCAUGUGGAAUGCGAAGUGACGGAGACCAAGCCAGCAAAACAUCAACAACAAUAACAACCAAGGGGCAGGGCAGCCGCGCGGGUCGGUCUGUAACGAUACGUGUUUUUAGUUAACUUGUGCAAAAGUUGUUGUUGAAGCGCAGAGAUGAAGCUGUCAUCGUGUGUUACCGUGUCGUGUUUUAGUGCUGGCCGGUUUUAUCCGUAACCGUGACAUGCAGCACUCGUAGCGUUUCAGCUGUCCUGUCAUGCAGACAUCAAACUCGAGCGCCAUGUAGGUUACAGAAAAAUACCGUCAUCAGCUUAUCUGAUUGGUAUCAAACCGAUUUUGUAGUUAUAUACCGGCGUGUUUCUUCACCAUGCAUCACUCUGCACCCACAAGCAGUGGAGUGGGGUUUCUGCCAGCCAUGUAUCCAUUUUCAGGCCCCACUAGCCUCCCUGAAUUUGACCUGGGACCUCCAAGUACAUCUGGACACCUACAGAGAGGAACACUCUCUAACAGUAGCUGGGAGACAAGAUGCCUCAGGAAGCACAGGAGGAGAGUUGACGAUGAGGGGUGCAGUGCCAAAAGGAGGAGGUUAAUGAUCGAGGCAGAAGUGGACGUCGCGGAGGACUCAAACACGAGCACUCGCCACGACUGGCCUGCAACAAACAGCUGCCCUCCUCUGCCCGCACAGCAAGCCAGCCCUGCGACUCCACAGCCCUGCCCAGCGCCUCAGCCUUUGACUUUGCCGCAGCCCUCCGCUGCUCUGUCUCGACCUGAUGCAGAGAGCUCCAGCAUGGAGAUAGAGGCGGCUCAGAGGAGACUUCAGGAGAUUGAAGACAGGAUAACACUGGAGGAUGAUGAUGAGGAUGAAGAUCUGGAUGUAGAACCAGCACCGAGACGACCAGUGCUGGUGAUCUCUGACAGUCUGAAAGAAGGUCUACAGCGCGACAUCAAUGACAUCCUGCCACACACAGUAGCCCAGUCUGUGAGCCAUUCCUGCAUGGAGUUGGUGUUGUGGCGGCCUCCAGACGAUCCCUUCUGUCGGAAGCGUAAGGGCUCAUUACAGAAACUGCGCAAACAACAGACAGUAUCUCGGCAACCCCCGACUCCAUGUCCGUCUCCCACCCCUCACAGUCCUCCAAGUCCACCUGCAGACACACACUCUUCUCUGUACAGCUUUCCUGUGGCCCACAGCUCUGGAGAGGAGGACAUGGAAAUGUAAUUGUGCGCUUGAUGACUUGAAAAGCCAUGCCAAAGUAAAAGACUGGAGGACUCUUUAAGAAGCAUUUUACAUUAGUCAGUUUGGCAUGUUGGCUCUACAUGAAUAUUGUGUUGUUUUGGACAGUUUGUGAAACAUGUCUUUUGCUUUACAGUCACUCAGUUUAGUUGGGUUUUUUUUUUUUGACAAUGUAACAUGUAAUGCUGACCGAAUUAAUCUGCUUUAUCCAUUUAAAUCUUCAAGAUACUGUCAUGAUCUCGAGUCUUUGAAAUGUUCUAUAGACGGCCUUACUUAAACAAUUUUAUAUAACACACAGAAUUGACCUUUGCCCUUAGAAAGAACAUUUGUACAUAAUUUUGCCAAAGAUUGGCCAACAACACACUGAUGUACUAUGAAUUGUAUGAAUUGUUCUUUGUUAAACAUCAGUGUGCAGCACCUGAAUUUUGUACAGUUUGUGUUCGGCUUCUUGGCGUCGUUACCAGGACCUGUAAAAUUGUUCCUGUGUGUUCACGUUUGCUCACAGCAUGGCUCCAUGCUUGCAGUUGUACUUACUGUGGUUAAAAAAAAGAUUUAUCUUCCUAUAGCGCUUAGCAAGUACGCCACCUGUGAGCUUUGAGGAAUUUUUGUAAAGAAGUCACGGAAAAUGCACCUUUUUAUGAUUUUGAUUGUAUUUUCAUAUGUACAUUACCAGAAUCAGCCAUCCAGCCAGUGUUAUGACUUUUUAUUUGUUUUUAAAUAAACUCUUGUCCAUGUGGAGA